This is a messenger RNA of Myotis brandtii (Brandt's bat), 2180 nucleotides long. It is a transcript of the gene BATF2, whose product is annotated as basic leucine zipper transcription factor, ATF-like 2. Gene Ontology annotation, cellular component: nucleus. The coding region runs from base 153 to 980 and encodes 275 amino acids. The transcript is spliced from 4 exons. NCBI's taxonomy places the organism in Eukaryota, Metazoa, Chordata, Mammalia, Chiroptera, Vespertilionidae. Gene Ontology annotation, biological process: regulation of transcription by RNA polymerase II. The record is from RefSeq and is a predicted model, not a curated record. Gene Ontology annotation, molecular function: RNA polymerase II cis-regulatory region sequence-specific DNA binding; DNA-binding transcription factor activity, RNA polymerase II-specific.
GAAGAAACUGAAACUUGGCUUGCCGGGGGCGGAGUGGUCACUGGGGACUUAAAAAGCCACCACUUCCUUGGGUUCCCAGAGGGCACUGGGAGGUCACAGCAGCUGAGGGCCACCCUGAACCAGAUGUGAGCCUUUGUCCCACUGCCCAAGCCAUGCACAUCUGUGGGGGUGAAGGGCUGCUGACGGGGACGGACCCCGAGGGGCAUCAGAGGCAGCUGAAGAAGAAACAGAAGAACCGGGCGUCAGCCCAGCGCAGCCGGAGGAAGCACACGGACAAGGCAGACGCCCUGCACCAGCAGCACGAGGCCCUGGAGAAACACAACCAUGCUCUGCGGAAGGAGAUCCAGGGCCUGCGGGCGGAGCUGGCCUGGUGGGGCCGGACCCUGCACAUGCACGAGCGCCUGUGCCUGAUGGGCUGUGCCUCCUGCUGGGCUCCUCUGCCCCCCGGCUGCUGGGGCCAGGCCAGCCGGCCCCUGGACCCCGAGCCUCACCGGCAACAUGGCUGCCAGGAGCAACCAGGCCUGUUCCAGACCCCAGUCUCCUCUCCCUCGGCUCAGCCUCUCUCUCCACAUCCGCAGCCUCAUGGCUCCCCUGGCCUCCUCCUGCCUCCUCUGCCCUGGCUGCCCCUCGGCCCUACGACGAUUACUGCACCUUCUGACCAACUGUCCCCGAGCCCGACCCCAUCUGCCUCGCCCCCUGGCUCCAGCUUAUUGGCACCUUCCUCCAAGCUCAAAGCCCCCCUGCCCCACUCAUCAGCCCACCCUGCCCCUCAGCAGCCCCGUGGGCCGGAGCACCUCAGCCGGGGGAAGCUGGUGCCCUCACCGCUCGGCCCCUCGGCGGCCCUGGGGCCGGCCUGUCUGCAGGACAUGGAGCACAGGCCCGCUUUCUCGGCAGCAGACCAGCCCGGGCUGAGUGUGGACCUCGGCCCGCACCCGCUCCAGGCCUUCCCCCUGCUCUCCUCUGCGCAAGUCCACUUCUAACCCGGCCCCUGGAGCUGGGCCGGCCCUUCCUCAGGCUCGGGAAGCCGCCAUGGCACCCAGAAUCUCCUCCAUGGCCCCCGGAGGCUGCCCUUCCUGGCUGACCAGCUGGCCCAGGAGUGCCCCAGGGAAAGGAAGCCGUCACUGUGCCCGCCACCGACCAGGCCCUGUCACCACCGCUGUCCUAUCUCAACUUCAUGGUCAGCCUGCAAAGUCCAGAUGGUCACUUUUUCAGAGAAGGAGACAGAAGCUCAGAGAAGGCCGCGACAUGUCCAAGGUCACACAGCCUUUCUUGGGGCCUAAAACGCCACCAUCUGCCCCUUCCUCUGCUGGUGGGAUCCUGGCCCAGGCGCCUUAGGGGCUGAAGUCCCAGCACUGCAGGCUGGUGUGAAGAUGUCUAAGUGCUGGGAGCAGGGAGGAGUCUCCCUUCCGCCUUGUGAUUCCCAGGGCCGCAGAGCGCAGCAUUCCCGAAACCUUGUCCUAACGAGGAGGUCCGGAGUCCAAGCCUGGGUGGGGAGAAGCCUGGAGGGAGCCCGGAAGGGACUCUUUCUUCCUCUAGCAGGGUUUUCAGUUUCAGAACUGAACCUGUGGGGGGAGGGGGGUUGGGGAGAAGCCCGGAACAGUCUCCCCUGGGGUUUCUGCAGGCGAGGUGCCUAUCGCCAUACUGAGGCCUGGGGAGAUUCUGCAGGGUCAGCUUUCCAGGCUCUUCCCAAAUGCUUCCUUGCCUCCCUCCUGCCCCCGAGGCCACGUGGCAGGAGGGGGGAGGGGGAUGAUGUACUAGAGAGCCCUGCACAUGGUGCACAAAGGGCCGGAGGAAGGAGGGAGGGAAGGGCCGGGUGCAAGGUGAUGUUUAAGCAAGUGCUGGACCUGAACCUGGCAGUAGUGAGACCCGUGUCUUCUUCAGCACCACCCCCAUCCUUGUGCAGCCCCCAGGCCCCUCUGAUCAGUGACCCUCACUGUUCUUUGGUCUGAUGGCUCCUGGAAGAACAGGGAUGGGGACCAGGCUGGAGCUCAGCUGCGGUGUCUGCUCCUGGGGUUCUCACUCAGACCCAGGACAGACACUGUGAGGGGCUUCAGAUGAGAAGGUCCCACUCUUCGCCCAGAUGUUCAGCAGACACUACGCUAGCAAGUGUUACACACACUCCAGGACGCUGAGCCUAAGUCGCCGCACGUUGUUAUGGUAAAUAAAGUGUUUUCUGAUUC